UAACCAAACGAACACGAAUCAUCAAACUCUGACCAAAUCUCCAUCUAGUUGUGUCUUUUUUUUUUUCCUUCUCCUUCCUUCCUUCCUUCAGUUCAAAGUGUCAACUUCAGUUCCUCCAUACUUCUUCUCCAUCUCCAUCUCCAUCUCUCUGUCGCUCUCCUAUAUUCCCAUCUCUCCCGUGCAGAUUUAAUUUUUUUAUUUUCCAUUUAUUACAAAAACCAAAACGAUUUAUAGUUUUUGUUCCUCUGGGUUUUCUCUUUAUUCUUCUGUGUCAUCAUCCUCUCUACUUAUUGAGAAUCUAAAAAAAGCAUCUUUGUUCUCUCUAAUCCGAUUGUACAGUUUCAUAUUCCAAUUCCAGUUUUUUACUCAACCUGUCAUGUUUAACCAAUCAAAAAGACUCCAACUCUGAAAAAGAAUGGGAUCUGCAAGUGGGUUUUACUCAAACGAAGGGUUUGAAUUGGAUCCUAAAUGGCUGGUUGAUCCUCGUCAUCUCUUUGUUGGUCCCAAGAUCGGCGAAGGUGCUCAUGCCAAAGUUUAUGAGGGGAAGUAUAGAAACCAAACAGUGGCGAUUAAGAUUAUCAAAAGAGGAGAGUCCCCUGAAGAGAUUGCCAAAAGAGACAGCCGGUUUGCUAGAGAGAUCGCUAUGUUGUCCAAAGUCCAGCACAAGAACUUAGUCAAGUUCAUUGGAGCGUGCAAAGAACCUAUGAUGGUUAUAGUCACCGAGCUUCUACUAGGCGGUACAUUGCGUAAAUAUCUAGUCAGCUUGCGGCCUAAACGUUUAGAUAUACGUUUGGCUGUAGCGUUUGCUCUUGACAUUGCUCGUGCCAUGGAAUGUUUGCAUUCUCAUGGAAUCAUUCACCGCGAUCUCAAACCAGAGAAUUUGAUCUUAUCUGCGGAUCAUAAGACCGUAAAACUCGCUGAUUUCGGUUUAGCUAGAGAAGAAUCAUUAACCGAAAUGAUGACCGCAGAGACUGGUACAUACCGUUGGAUGGCCCCUGAGCUAUACAGUACGGUUACAUUAAGACAUGGAGAGAAGAAACACUAUAACCAUAAAGUAGAUGCUUACAGCUUCGCCAUCGUCUUGUGGGAACUCAUCCUCAACAAGUUACCAUUUGAAGGCAUGUCUAAUCUACAAGCAGCCUAUGCGGCUGCCUUCAAGAACUUGAGGCCUAGUGCAGAGGAUUUACCAGGGGAACUAGGGCUGAUAGUGACAUCAUGCUGGAAAGAAGAUCCUAACGAACGGCCAAACUUCACUGAGAUAAUACAAAUGCUCCUCCGUUACCUCUCCACCGUUUCGCCUCCGCAGAUCGUUCCUCCUCCGGUGAGACGUGUUUUCUCGUCGGAAAACGUGGUUUUCUCACCGGACUCUCCAGGGACUUGUUCACUGAUGAACGUCAGAGACAAAGAUGGCUCAGGUCAGAAAGUUAACGCUGCUGAUUCGUCGGAGAAAGAAACAAAAGGAAGCUUCUUCUUCUGCUGCUCAUAGAUGAUGGUGAUGGAUACUAUAUAAGAUAUCGGUUGUAAUUGUGUAAAGGAAACGGAGAGGUGAAGUGUUUGUUUGUUGUAUGGAAAUGAUAAAUAGCAAAGAACUUAGAUCAUCACAGUAACGAGAAAAAACUUUAUUGUACGUGCCUUCGUGUCCUAAUUGAAAAAUAUUGAACAAACC
This is a messenger RNA of Brassica napus (rape), 1666 nucleotides long. RefSeq names its product serine/threonine-protein kinase STY13-like. The coding region runs from base 416 to 1486 and encodes 356 amino acids. The transcript is spliced from 8 exons. NCBI's taxonomy places the organism in Eukaryota, Viridiplantae, Streptophyta, Magnoliopsida, Brassicales, Brassicaceae. Gene Ontology annotation, molecular function: ATP binding; protein kinase activity. Gene Ontology annotation, biological process: protein phosphorylation. The record is from RefSeq and is a predicted model, not a curated record.